AUGGCAGCUGAACCGGCGGCCCCGUGGUCGCGAUGGGAUGCUUAUGGCACUAUACAAACAUCAACCUAUCGCCCAUCAUUCGUCGCUCAAGUCCUGCCCAAUAACAACAACUUUUUACAACGCCAGUUCGAUGCCUCUCAACAACAGCAACAACAGUUUUUCGCGAGUACUGGGUUUCCUCUAAUAAAAGCGGGACUGGUUCGGAGAGACUAUAAUCAGCAAGAUCCAAAUUUCUACGAUUGCGUUUACGCGGUGGCAAACACAGCAAAUACGGUCACCGAGACAUGUUACAAGGAGAUUGGCUGCUGUGAGGGAGGAUGCUGCCCAAAUUCAUACUGGCACGAAAAGUACGGUUGGGCGGUGGCGUUGAUCGUGAUUUUCUGCAUCUUUGUCAUCAUUGGGGUGGCUGUUUGGCUGGUGGUUUGGUUGAUGAAUCGUUCUCGUGACAAACAGAUGCGUCGCGACUUGGCAUCGGCGCAGAGCGGAAUCUCACCCGCGCACUCACAGACAAGCCUCUACAAUCGCCAACAGACUCCAAUCUAUGCUCCUUAUGGACAAAAUUUGCCUGCCGCUAAUGCCGCCUAUAAAUAC
Mesorhabditis belari is the source of this 591-nucleotide messenger RNA. Lineage: Eukaryota; Metazoa; Nematoda; Chromadorea; Rhabditida; Rhabditidae. The record is from the annotation of a GenBank genome assembly.